CGGGAUAAUAUACUCCUCCUACCGAGCACUUCAUGCGCACUUGUGUUGCUCCAGGACUGCGCUUUUGCAGCGAUUUGUAAAUCGUAUGGAAUUAUAGACAAUGAGACAUCCAUGGAAAAACAUGGUAGUAAAAUCAGCAUAUUUUAGCCUACACUCAAAUUUAGAGUAUCAUUAGGUAAACUAGCCUAUAAUAGAACUACUAAGCCUAGGCCUACUAUGGGAGAGUGUAUUUGUUUUGAGAGCUCUGUUUUUGGGGAAAGGACUUUGUACGUAAGAUGAUAUUUGAUCUAUUAAAUAGAAACAGUUUUGAUUAUGCGUACAAAAACAUGCGUAAAGCAUAACAAUGCCAAAGUGAACUACGAGGGCUGCGCUGAGUCUUACAUCGUCCUCAAGGUAUCGUUUUAAAAGAAGAUGAUUGCUGACAGAGAGACAGGCAGGUGCUAUCACGGAACCUCACGACGGUGAAGCAAAAACGACCACAACAAAACCUACGGUGAAAGUUCGUCUAAAGGCACAUGAUGGUGGCGAGGAUGGCGAGCUGCGGAGCCGCUUGUCACCUGGAUGAAGGAGAUGGAGACAUCCCUGCCCCUGACCAGAAGGAAAAUGUAGGGACAUCUACAGAGGAGAGUUCUGAAGAAGAGGAGGAUGAAGAGGAGGAGGAGGAUUCUGAUGGCUCUGCUGAGAAAGAAGAAGGAGAAUCAGAGGAGCCUGACGUUGAGGGUUCCAGUAAUGAAUCAGAGUCGGCUCAUCAACCUCAUGCAGAGGUUUCCCUUGCUAAAGAUGUGCCCCCCAAGCCAUGUUGUGAAAAAUGCAAUGCUGUCCAGCAGAGUCAAGGCAAUGAACUGGUUAUUCCCAGGAAGAUCUCUAAAGGGCGCCUACAGGUGCAGCUGGAGGGAGAGGGGACAUAUGAGUGCUCCGUCACCGGCCUGGUGUUUGAGGUGUCAGAGAGAGUCCUGAUCCGCUACUCAGUCCUGUCCUGGUCCAAGUUCGGCAUGUUCCUCAGGGACUCCUGGAGGUUCGCUGGGCCCAUCUUCAACGUGGACUGUGUCAACAGCCCCUCAUCCAUCCUCACCUCCAUCCAGUUCCCUCACUCCCUCUGCCUCGCUGACCCCGACAGUGAAAUGACCUUCAGUGUCCUGCAUAUGAAGGACAGCUGUCCAGUGAUCGAGCCCUCGGUAGACCACUCUGGCAGCCAUGUAAAGUGGCGUGUGUCGUCCCUGUCCCCGGUGGGGCCCAUUGUCCAGAGCAGCAAGCCUGUAGAGCACCACGGGGUGGUCCUGGUGUAUAAGGAACUGGCUUUGAACAACUCUUACUCCUUUCGCAUCUACCUGGCCACCAACAACUCCUCCGAUAUUAAGGACAUAGGGAAGGAGGUGCGUUGCUCCAAGAGGCGUUACCUGAAGGUAGAGAAGCCACCCACCUGUAAGCUGGAUGAGAGGAGGUACCGCCUCAUGAGCGAACCAGAGGGCGACAUCAGCCCUGCGGACUUGCUGUUCACGCUGGCCGUGACUAAAUUGAAGGGAUAUUUUGAGGCGUUCUUUGAGCAGCCCCCUCCCUUCAAGCUCUCCCUCAUAGAGACAGAGUCCGACCAGACUGUGUGGUCAGCCACCAUCAGAGAAGGUGACUGUGUGGACAAUGCAGUUGAAAAACCAAGGAAACGGACAGCUAGGAUUUUCUCCUCUUCUGUAGGCAGGAAAAGAAGCACCAGCACAUCAGAGGAAGAGAUGACCAAUAAGAGACCUCGAUCUGUAGAUGAGUCAGACGGAGUGCUGACAGUGCAGGUCCCAGAUGUGUCGUCCAAGCAGCUGAUGCAGGUGGCUAAGCGGCUGGGGAAGGAGUGGAAGCAGGUGGCUAUCGGUUGCCUGGACCUGUCCUCCAAAGAGCUGGACGAUAUACAGGCCAGUGAGGAGGAUGUCAUCAUGCAGAGGUUUAAGGCAUUGGAGCGCUGGAAGACUGGCAGGCCAAAGGGUCAAGCCACUGUUGCUCACCUCUUGAUGAGCCUACAGGAGCUGGAUGACCUGCCCAACGAGGUCUACCAGACACUGCAAGAUAUGAUGGACAAUAAAGCUGCCAAAUGAGAUCUCUUUAGCCUCCCGAGGUCCCUGCCUUUCUGCAGCCCUGUCGUUAAUAAGACAGAGAGACAAUGGGAGAGAGACGUUUGAACUCUUGCCUUGAAGACAGAACUCUCUCUACUUAUGCUGUAUGGAGUAGGAUGAAAGUUUUCUCUAGACCAGAUAUGGGCAACUCCAGUCCUCGGAGGCCGGAGUGGUGUCACACUUAUCCCCCAUCCCUAGCAAACACAGCUGAUUCAACUAAUCCAAUCCGGCCCCUGACGACUGGAGUUGCCCGUCCUUGCUCUAGAGGCUGAUCUAAGGUCAGCUUUGCAUACCGCCUUCAUAAAUUGAGGAUUUGAGGAGUGUACACUGAUCCUAGAUCAGAAGCAUUAUGGGUCCCGUGCCAUUGCCUAGGCAGGGCAGGCACCCCAGCCUAGCACUGUCACCCCCUCCCAGCCCAAGACAAUUGGGCUUCAAUUGCCUUCAACUGAAAUGUUUGAUUCCUGCAGGCCUGGAUCUAGAGAACUUUGUGCCCUGCCUAGUAGUGAUAUUUAGUAGUGGGAAACCCUGUCUUUUCACCCCUCCCGUUCUCUCAGCAUUACAACAGGAGUUCAACAAAGACACAGAAAAAGAAUUUCACCCAAGCAUUUAAUCUUGAAUGGUCAUUUUCUUAGAUGUUCACAAAUGGUCCAUUAACCUGGAAUAACACAGGUGUUAUCAUGCUGUAGAGGUACCCCGAACAGCCAGGAGCUAAUGCUACGACCCACGGUGCAAAGAAGACCUCUUAUGUCAUAGAUGAGCUCUGGGAAAUAGGUAGCUAAAGUGUAGCCGGUAACAGACAUGGUGCUGCAGUAUGGAAACUGUUAACAAACUUACGGGGCGUUGUAUAUUUUGUAUUUUGAUAUUUCUCAUUCAAGGCAUUACCACUUACUUAAUCAUGGAAUUGGACCAACUACUCAAGGAGUGUAGCUCUACUUUUUAUACUGUGUACAUAUUUUCUCUGUAUUUAAACUAUGCUGUGAUUGUUUUAAUUUUUUGUACAGUUUGUGUUUGUUCGUUUUUAUGUGUGUUAUGAUGAAGUUGACAGUGGGGAUAGCUAAGCUUCAUUUCAGAGAAAAGAUUGGUAAUAUUUACUUUUGUUUAGCCUGAAUCGUGUACAUUCUGUAGCCUGGAAAUCACGCUCAGUGCAUUUUAACAAGGUGGGCUUGACUGAAUUCCAGAAACCACUAAUUUAGGAGAGUAUUUUUAGUUUAUAAAAAGGGCUACUAACUUAUUUUAAACACCUUUCAAUAGGGAUGUCACUGUUGCCGAUACUGGGACGCAAAUACCACAGUGAGAUGAACAACGAUUAAUUGUUGAAAUUAUGAAUGGGAAAACCAUGAGUUAAGUGGUAUAUUGGGUAUUGGAUGCCAUUUGCAAGUGUGUACAUAUGUUUACACUGAGAGUGAUCUCUCAGAAAGUCCAUAAUUAAUAUUCCAGUCAUUACAUGUGCACUUCUGUAAUGUUACACCUCAGGUAUGGGCCUUCGUGGGGCUCUGGGUAUGGUGUCUAAGAUUACAAGUCUUUGACGGAAUAAAAUCUUUUUUUUUUAAA
This is a messenger RNA of Coregonus clupeaformis (lake whitefish), 3647 nucleotides long. RefSeq lists its product as uncharacterized. Gene Ontology annotation, biological process: regulation of DNA-templated transcription elongation; mRNA export from nucleus. The coding region runs from base 516 to 2078 and encodes 520 amino acids. NCBI's taxonomy places the organism in Eukaryota, Metazoa, Chordata, Actinopteri, Salmoniformes, Salmonidae. The transcript has 16 exons. Gene Ontology annotation, cellular component: THO complex part of transcription export complex. The record is from RefSeq and is a predicted model, not a curated record.